AGAGAGAGAGUUAUGAAGUGUUAAUCGGUAGAGGAAUGAAUGACUAAUGUUGGAACCAAAUCGACAAUGUUACUCGUUUUUAGAGAGGGAGUCUGAUAAAUUAGGUUUCUGGCUAGUUGCAGAGGUCUGUGAGGGGAGAAGAUGGAGAUCAGUGAAAAUGAGGGAAAUCCUUCAUGUUCAAGGCGGACAAUGCGGAAACCAGAUCGGAGCGAAGUUCUGGGAGGUUGUCUGCGAAGAACAUGGCAUUGAUCCGACUGGCCGAUACACCGGAACGUCAGAUCUGCAGCUGGAGCGCGUCAAUGUGUACUACAAUGAGGCGUCGUGUGGACGGUUCGUUCCUCGUGCUGUGCUUAUGGAUCUUGAGCCUGGUACUAUGGACAGUGUGAGGACUGGUCCGUAUGGUCAGAUUUUCCGUCCCGAUAAUUUUGUUUUUGGACAAUCUGGUGCUGGAAAUAACUGGGCCAAGGGUCACUACACCGAAGGAGCAGAACUCAUUGAUUCGGUUCUUGAUGUUGUGCGUAAGGAGGCUGAGAAUUGUGACUGUCUUCAAGGUUUUCAAGUCUGCCACUCACUGGGGGGAGGAACUGGUUCUGGGAUGGGGACUUUACUGAUUUCAAAGAUCAGGGAAGAAUACCCUGACCGUAUGAUGCUCACUUUCUCUGUGUUCCCAUCACCAAAGGUUUCAGAUACCGUGGUUGAGCCAUAUAAUGCAACCCUUUCUGUUCAUCAGCUUGUAGAGAAUGCAGAUGAGUGCAUGGUGCUGGACAACGAGGCCUUGUAUGACAUCUGUUUCAGGACCCUCAAAUUAACUACUCCAAGCUUUGGUGACCUGAACCAUCUGAUCUCUGCAACCAUGAGUGGGGUUACAUGCUGCCUCAGGUUCCCUGGUCAGCUUAACUCUGACCUUCGAAAGCUUGCAGUGAACCUCAUCCCGUUCCCUCGCCUUCACUUCUUCAUGGUUGGCUUUGCUCCUCUAACUUCACGUGGGUCCCAGCAAUACCGGGCACUUACUGUCCCUGAGCUCACUCAACAGAUGUGGGAUGCAAAGAACAUGAUGUGUGCUGCCGACCCUCGUCAUGGCCGCUACCUCACUGCAUCAGCCAUGUUCAGGGGCAAGAUGAGCACAAAGGAAGUGGAUGAGCAAAUGAUUAAUGUUCAAAACAAGAAUUCCUCUUACUUCGUCGAGUGGAUUCCAAAUAAUGUGAAAUCAAGCGUUUGCGACAUUCCUCCGUGGGGUCUUUCCAUGGCAUCAACCUUCAUUGGGAACUCAACUUCCAUUCAAGAGAUGUUCAGACGAGUGAGCGAGCAGUUCACAGCAAUGUUUAGGAGGAAAGCUUUCUUGCAUUGGUACACUGGUGAAGGCAUGGACGAAAUGGAGUUCACUGAGGCUGAGAGCAACAUGAAUGACCUUGUAUCGGAGUAUCAGCAAUAUCAGGAUGCAAUGGCUGAUGAUGAUGAGGAACUCGAGUAUGAGGAUGAGGAGGAGGGUUUGCAAGAGAUGUGAUCAUGAUCAUCCGAGGAUGAAUGGUUAAUGUGGGACAUUACCCUUUUUAGUGGUAUAUACAUAUCCAAUAAAUGGCCAUUGUCUUUCUACUUGUAUGGUAACAUGAUCUUUGUAGGUUGGAGAGGUGGGUUGUCUAGUAUUGUUGUUUCUGUUUGAAGUCUUCUUGUCGUGUCGGUUGAUUUCUACAGUAAAAUCUAGCAUGUUAUCUAUCUGGGUAUGAAGUUAUAUUUUUGUAUGAAAUCCGGAAUUUAUUUACUUUUUUUACCACUUUUUCUCAAUCUAUCAUCACCUCUGUUGAUGGCUUGUUCUGAAA
Molecule: messenger RNA, 1817 nt
Organism: Camellia sinensis
Lineage: Eukaryota; Viridiplantae; Streptophyta; Magnoliopsida; Ericales; Theaceae
Source: RefSeq, a predicted model, not a curated record